AUGAGCUCUUACUUUGUAAAUGCAACAUUUCAUUCCAAAAUAACUGAAGCAGCUGAUAUUAUUGUUGGAAUCUUCUAUAUCAUAUUUGGCAUAUGCUCCAUUUUUGGGAACAGUAUCCUCCUCUAUGUUUCCUUCAAGAAAAAGAACAUGUUGAAACCAGUAGAAUACUUCAUGAUCAACCUGGCCAUCAGUGACCUUUGUAUGACUCUGACCUUGUACCCUCUAGCUGUUAUGUCUAGCCUUUCACACAGGUGGUUAUUUGGUCAACAGGUUUGCUUGUUCUAUGCAUUUUGUGGGGUGUUCUUUGGAGUCUGCAGUCUAUCUACACUAACAUUACUUAGUACUGUGUGCUGCCUAAAAAUCUGUUUCCCAGUUUACGGGAAUAGAUUUAGGCGAGAACAUGGCUGGAUCUUGAUAGCCUGCACUUGGGUCUAUGCAGCCAUUUUUGCCUUUUCCCCACUGGCUCACUGGGGAGAAUAUGGAGUCGAACCGUAUGGUACAGCAUGUUGCAUUGACUGGCACUCAUCAAAUGUAAACUCAACAGCAAUGUCUUACAUGAUUGUCCUUUUUGUUUUCUGCUUUAUUAUCCCCUGUGGAGUAAUUGUUACCUCCUAUACUCUAAUUCUGAUUACGGUGAAAGGAUCCAGAAAAGCAGUGAAACAGUAUGUCUCAGGACCCACCAGGAUGAGCAGUGUACAGGCUAUUACAGCCAAGCUGAGCAUUGCUGUAUGCAUUGGAUUUUUUGGUGCCUGGAGCCCAUACACUAUUAUUGCCAUGUGGGCAGCCUUUGGAUCAAUAGAGAGGAUUCCUCCACUAGCCUUUGCUAUACCUGCUGUAUUUGCAAAGUCUUCAACAUUCUAUAACCCAAUUAUGUAUCUUGUGCUAAAGCCCAAUUUCCGAAGCACCAUCGCCAAAGAUUUUUCUGUUCUCCAGCAAUUAUGCAUCAAGACUUGCUUUUGUUCCAAGCAUGUACAGAACUGCUCUUAUAUAUCAGUUCUGGAAAUCUGCUCAAAAUCAUUUAAAGGAAGAAAUGAAUCCAGCAGUAACUCUGUGCAGACAGUGGAAGAAUUUUCUUAUUUUCCUUGUGAAAAAUGCAAUGAUACUUUUGGAUGCUUUAAGAACUACCCGAAGUGCUGCCAAGAGAGGCUAAAUACUAUGGAACACACUGUUCAAGAAAACAUAUCUUUGGAAAACAAUUUUCAAUCAAAUAUAAAACAUGCUUCUGAAAAACAUGUAAAAGUUGUUGUCCGAGGAGAAAAAAGCACUGAAAUUGAUAGCUUGGAAGUAACAUUAGAAAACAUGCCUACAGAUACUAGAUUUGCCAGUCUCUAG
Rhineura floridana is the source of this 1332-nucleotide messenger RNA. Its product is annotated as opsin-5-like. Gene Ontology annotation, biological process: G protein-coupled receptor signaling pathway; visual perception. Gene Ontology annotation, molecular function: G protein-coupled receptor activity. The record is from RefSeq and is a predicted model, not a curated record. Gene Ontology annotation, cellular component: membrane. The coding region runs from base 1 to 1332 and encodes 443 amino acids. The transcript has 5 exons. NCBI's taxonomy places the organism in Eukaryota, Metazoa, Chordata, Lepidosauria, Squamata, Rhineuridae.